UCGGCAAUACUCGUUCGGACGUCUUGGUGUUGGUUGUUAUAUCGCUCCAUCAGUACUGGUACGCCAUACAUCACCAUAUCUAGCUACACCCAAUGUCCAGCCACAUGAGUGCAACCACAGUGGAGAAAUGCCAUGUCUCCCGACAUCGGCACCUCCCCUCGGUCUACAGAAUACCUCGUACAGAUCGCAUCAUAGUAUACGAAGGUGCGACUACUUUACGAGUACGGGCUGCAGUCUUCGGAUCCCGCUUAACCAGCACACCUCCCAGCUUCCCGAGAUCUGCAAACGUGCAGAUGAUGCUGCCGACUACAGCACCAAGUGGCAGAGAUGAGAAAUCCCACAGUCCAGCAUUCCAAUUGACCUGCUCUGCACCCUCAAGGCUGUUUCCCUUUCCCUCUAGCCGGAUUCGUCCACGUCAUCGACGCAACUCCCGACGGCCUGGAGGUUCUCGUACAGUAUGCAGCCAAGGAAUACGUCACAGGUGCGUUGGAGAGAAGGAGCGGGGGUCAACCCGAGAUCCCCGCGGACGAGAACACCGACCUUUUGAGGUGGAAUAGAUAUGGAAAAUUCAGUCACGCCUCCUAAUAACAUAUCUCUACUAGAGCUUGUAGCUCUGGGUAUCGACUACACAGGAGUAUGUAACU
This is a messenger RNA of Westerdykella ornata, 644 nucleotides long. RefSeq lists its product as uncharacterized. Bases 93 to 557 code for a protein of 154 amino acids. The record is from RefSeq and is a predicted model, not a curated record. The transcript has a single exon. Lineage: Eukaryota; Fungi; Ascomycota; Dothideomycetes; Pleosporales; Sporormiaceae.